Messenger RNA from Symbiodinium necroappetens, 1245 nucleotides. The record is from the annotation of a GenBank genome assembly. NCBI's taxonomy places the organism in Eukaryota, Dinophyceae, Suessiales, Symbiodiniaceae.
AUGACUGCCCUCAUGCUCGCCUCUCUUUGCGGCCACCUGGCAGUUGCACGUUUGCUCUUGGAAGGGGCUGCUGAUGCACAUCACAGGCACCCCAACGGCAAGACAGCCCUCAUGUUUGCAUCCGAAAGGGGUCACGUAGAAGUGGCACGUCUGCUUUUGAAUGCAGGUGUCAAUAAAGACGGCUCGUGCAGCGACGGCAUGACAGCCCUAAUGCUUGCAUCUCAAACUGGUCACUUGCAGGUUGCACGAUUGCUGUUGCAAGCUGGUGCUGACAAAGAUCGUCGGUGCAAUGACGGCAUGACGGCGCUUUUGCUCGCAUCUUACAGCGGUGAAUCGGAGGUAGCACGAUUGUUGCUACAAGAAGGUGCUGAUGCACCUCGUAGUCAGCCUGACGGCAUGACAGCACUAAUGUUCGCAUCCAGUCAAGGUCACUUGGAAGUUGCACGAUUGCUGCUGCAAGCUGGUGCUGACAAAGACUGUCGGCGCAACGACGGCAUGACCGCCCUAAUGCUCGCAUCUUGGAGUGGCCCUCUGGAUGCUGCACGUUGCUGCUGGAGUGGUCGCUUGGAGGUUGCACGAUUGCUGUUGGAAGCUGGUGCUGAUAAAGAUUGCUGCUGUUCCGACGGCAUGACAGCUCUGAUGCUCGCAUGUCACGGUGGUGAUUUCGAGGUAGCAGCAUUGCUGCUGCAACACGGUGCUGAUGCACAUCGCCGUCAGCCUGACGGCAUGACAGCACUAAUGUUCGCAUCUUGGCGUGGUGGUUUGAAGGUGACACGUUUCCUGUUGGAAGCCGGUGCCGAUAAGGAUUGCCAGCGCCAUGAUGGCAUGACGCCACUAAUGUUUGCAUCAUGGAGUGGACGGUUGGAGGUUGCAAGGUUGCUGCUGCAAGCCGGAGCUGAUAAAGAUUGUCGGCGUGAUGACGGCAUGACCGCCCUAAUGCUCGCAUCUUCGACUGGUCGCCUCAGAGUUGCACGUUUGCUGCUGGAAGCUGGUGCUGACAAAGAAUGUAGUCGCCAGGACGGCGUCACAGCCCAAAUGCUCGCCUCUUCGAAUGAGCAUCUGAAGGUUGCACGUUUGCUGCUGGAAGCGGGCAUUCAGGACCACGGCGGCUGUCAGCAACAUGCUGUACAUGUACAAAAUCCAGAGAGCAGUGACCAACCAGCAGGAAGGCGGAGAGGCUAUCUGGAUCUGAUUACCACCAUGUCCUGUUGUGGCGGUCGCAGGACACGACGGCACCGGCGUUGA